UGCUUGUAUGUACUAUUGUAUUUCCUUCAUCCGAAAAUACUUGUCGUAGAGAUGGAUGUAUCUAGGAGUAGAAUUAUAUCGUAAACAUGAGAGAUUGAGAGCCAACUUUACUUGGGCACGUGAAUCAACGUGUCUGUUUUCAGUUACGUUCUGAAGAACAAGAGCUCUCCUCGAUCUCUCUUGCCUCCGUCUUUUGACACCGUCCUGCGUCGAUCCUCUUAACCGCCUCAAAAUUAGGAAGCUCUCACCUCUGCACAAAGAACGGACAUACGCGCAGCUCAGCUCAGGCCACGUGUGCACUGCGGCAGUUGCACGAUGAAGUUGGUGGUUGCGCUCCUCGCCGCCGCACUGUCCCUGUCCGUUCCGCUCGCCGACGAAGUGGGCCCCCGCGCCAACCUUACCGAGAUCCUGACGCCAGAACGGCCCUUCCAGACCUUCCUCAGGUACCUCAAUCAGACCAACCUCGUGGAGGUGUUCGAGAACCAGGCCUACCGGACUCACCACGGCAUCACCAUCUUCGCCCCCGCCGACAGGGCCUUCGCCGCCGUCCACCCGUCGGUGCUGUCGGGUCUGAAGAAGCACCAGCUCAAGAACCUGAUGAUGUACCACGCGCUGGCCAAGCACUACGCGCUCAAGGAGUUCGACGGCCUGAGCCGGGUCGGCCCGGUGACGACGCUCGCCGGCGGGCUGUACAUGGUGAACGUGACUUGCGACGCGGGGGCCAUCCGCGUGCUGUGCAGUGAAUUGCUCUACUGA
Messenger RNA from Triticum aestivum (bread wheat), 756 nucleotides. RefSeq names its product fasciclin-like arabinogalactan protein 7. Gene Ontology annotation, biological process: plant-type secondary cell wall biogenesis. The transcript has 3 exons. Bases 316 to 756 code for a protein of 146 amino acids. The record is from RefSeq and is a predicted model, not a curated record. Gene Ontology annotation, cellular component: plasma membrane. Lineage: Eukaryota; Viridiplantae; Streptophyta; Magnoliopsida; Poales; Poaceae.